AUAUUCCUCACCAUGGGUGACAUGAAAACCCCAGAUUUCGAUGACCUUCUGGCAGCUUUUGAUAUUCCUGACAUCGACACGAACGAGGCCAUCCAUUCUGGCCAUGAGGAAGCUGACGCUCACAUCAAGCAAGUCCCUGGAGAGCCAGGACCCCCUGACCACGUCCUGCCCCACACAGACAUCACUGCUGUCAGUGUGAUUGUAAAGAAUACGGUCUGCCCCGAGCAGCUCGAUGCCCUGGACGGGCGCAGCAAAGAUGGGCACGUCAUCGGCUCCCGCUUGCUGCAGAACGGCUUUGGGGCCACCGAGAUGCCCAGGUCCCCCACCUCCAGGGCUGUGGAAGCUGUAGCAUCCUCCAACGGGGAGUGCUGGGUGAAGGAAAAAGGUCCCAAGCCCCUGGAUAUCUUCUCCCAUUUUAGCCCCGAUCCCAAUGAAGACAAUGCUGCCAACCUGAUUGACAGACCCCGGGAGUGUAAGGUGAAAGAGAAAUCCCUUGCUGUGCCCUCCCUCUCCCCGUCUCCCACCCUGUCACUGGACUGCAAAGAGCCCAUGGGAGAGAACACAGAGAACCUGCCCUCGGCCUUCCCGCAGUCCUUGGAAACCAGCCAGGCAGGGGGAGCAAACGGGUCCCCUCCUGCCAUCCCCUGCAUCAAGAAAGAGGAGUCUGACUCAGAGGAUGUGGGCCGCGAAGCCAGCCCAAAAGGUUUAGCUGCAGCCUUGGGUGACAGUCCCUUGGAGCACCUGAAAUCAGUCACCGUUCGCUACUCCACAGAUGAUUCUCCCAUCACAUCCUGGCCUGGAUCUGACCCAAACCUCGACAGCAGCACCAGCAACCUUGCUGAAGUGAAACACUCGCCCGCCAGCCCCCGGGAGCCCUUCUUCAAACCUUCCUCACCGGUGGUGCAAAGCCCCAGGCUCCCCACUUCUCCAAAGCACCUGGACAACAUUGCCCUCAAGGAAGAGCAAGAGGUUCUGGAGAAGUCAAUGGGAAGUCCGCAGAGCAUGUCCAGUGCUGAGGAAGAGGAGGAGGAAGAAGACAACAACAAUGAUUCCCCUUCCUCCAAUUCCUCACGGCCCCUGAAAGUGCGGAUUAAAACCAUCAAAACAUCUUGUGGCAGCAUCACCAGGACAGUGACCAGGGUCUCAUCAGAUUCCGAGCCCGGCUCCACCAAGGGACCAGCUGAGCACAGCUCUCAGGAGACUUCUCUGGAGGGUGCCAGCUUCUCAGCAUCGGCAGACAAAGAGGAAGGGAUUGUGCUGGAGGUGUCCAAGGAGAAAAUGGAGCUCUCCAGCCCCUUAAAAAGCAUCGAGGGGCCAAAAAUCGUCAGUGUUCAGCUUGGCAAUGGCACCAAGCUCAAAGGGACUGUCCUGCCUGUCUCCACCAUCCAGAAUGCCAGCAGCGCCAUGCUGAUCGCCGCCAGCGUGGCUCAGCAGAAAUCCGUGGUGCUGCCAGCGAAGACGGGUAAGGCUGUGGCCAAGAACAUCAUCAACCUGGUGCCACAGACCCUGCCCAAAGCCGACACCAGGACCAAUGUCAGCACCGUGACGCAGACCACCACCAUCACCACCACGGCCAACCAGAAAGUCAACGGCACCACAGUGGUGAUGGUGCAGCCGCAGAAGCCUUCCCCAACCAUUGCGGGCACGGUCAUAUCCAGGAGCCAGUCCAGCCUUGUGGAAGCCUUUAACAAGAUCCUCAACAGUAAAAACCUCUUGCCAACAUACAAACCCAACCUGAACCCUCCAGCCGACGCGAGCCUCACGCUGCCUCCCUUCGGUUACCGCUGCCUGGAGUGCGGGGACGCCUUCGCCCUUCGCCACUACGACCGGCGCAGCAUGCGCAUCGAGGUGACCUGCAACCACUGCACCAAACGCCUCGUCUUCUUCAACAAGUGCAGUUUGCUGCUGCACGCCCGGGAGCACAAGGACAAGGGCCUGGUGAUGCAGUGCUCCCAUCUGGUUAUGAGGCCCAUCGCUUUGGAUCAAAUGAUCGGACAGCCGGACAUCACCCCCCUGGUCUCAGUGACCUCCUUCCCUGCUAGCAAAGUGACUGGGGUGGCUCAGGAGGCCUUGGCCACCGCCAACGGGGCUCAGGAUCUCCCCAUCCUGCCUCUGAGCAACAGCUCAGAGCAGACCAACUACAGCUGCUUCAGGUGCCUGGAGUGCAAAGAGCAAUGCAAAGACAAAGCCGGGCUGGCCGCGCACUUCCAGCAGGCAGUGACCACAGGGACGAGCAGCAGCACGGUUUGUACAACGUGUCCCAUGAUCAUGUCCAAUCGCUGCAGCUUCAACGCCCAUCAGCGGAUACACAAGAACCGACCUCCCCACGUCUGCCCCGAGUGUGGGGGGAACUUCCUGCUGGCGAACUUCGAGGCGCACCUGAAGGAGGCCUGUCUGCACUUCUCCCGCAGAGUGGGGUACAGGUGCCCCAGCUGCGCUGUGGUCUUCGGGGGGGUCAACUCCAUCAAGUCCCACAUCCAGACCUCCCACUGUGAGGUGUUCCACAAGUGCCCCAUCUGCCCCAUGGCGUUCAAGUCAGCCCCCAGCGCCCAUGCUCACGUCUACACACAGCACCCCGGCUUUGGCAACCAGCAGUCCAAAAUGAUUUACAAGUGUGCAAUGUGCGACACGGUUUUCACCCACAAGCCCCUGCUCUCCUCCCACUUCGACCAGCACCUGCUUAACCAGCGGGUCAGUGUCUUCAAGUGUCCGGACUGCCCGCUGCUCUUCGCCCAGAAGCGCACCAUGCUGGAGCACCUCAAGAACACUCACCAGCCCCAGAAGCCCAAGGAAGACCUGGCAAAGAAGGCGGCCAUCCUGCUCACUCCGAAGCAGGAGCCUGUUGAAACCCCCGUGUCCAAGAUCUCGGAGUCAUCGUCGUCCUCCACGGAGGAGGACGAGCCCCCCAGCUCCCCGGAGCUGCGCAAGGCCAAGCGGAGCCGCUUCCAGCGCAAGACGGUCAACAAGUCCAAAGGCAGCGGGUGGACGUGCGGCGUCUGCCACUCCUGGUUCCCGGAGCGUGACGAGUACGUCUCCCACAUGAAGAAGGACCAUGGCAAGUCGGUGAAGAAGUUCCCGUGUCACCUCUGCGAGCGCUCGUUCUGCUCCGCUCCCAGCCUCCGGAGACACGUGCGAGUGAAUCACGAAGGGAUCAAGCGCGUCUACCCCUGCCGGUACUGCACAGAGGGCAAAAGGACCUUCAGCAGCCGGCUCAUCCUGGAGAAACACAUCCAAGUGCGACACGGGAUCAAGGUGACUGACCAGACAAAGAGCCAGGAGGUUGUUAUUGCCCGGAUAGGGACCGGCACUAUGCAGGCGUCCGGUCGGAAGCGGAAGCUGUCCUCGGAUGAAGGCGACUCGUGCAGUGAGGAGCCCGACAGCACCACCCCCCCUUCCAAAACCUCCAAGAGUGACCGCAAGGCCCCGUUCCGGUGCCGCAAGUGCGGGUACCUGGCCAGCAGCUCCGCCGACUUCCAGGAGCACAUCCCCCAGCACCGGACUGACGAGAGCUCCCACCAGUGCCGGGAGUGCGGGCUCUGCUUCACCUCCCAGGUCUCCCUCAACCGCCACCGCUUCAUCACCCACAAGAAGAAGAAGGGAGCGGGUGAGCUGUGACGCGCGCGGGAGAGGGGCGCCCCGCAGCCGGGCGAUGGGAACCUGUCCUGCAAAUUGUGCGGCCGCUGCUUCGACAGUCAGCUCAACCUCAAGACCCAUUUCCGCACCCACGGCAUGGCCUUCAUCCGGGCCAGGCAGAACGCGAGCCCCGAGAACUAG
Molecule: messenger RNA, 3774 nt
Organism: Nestor notabilis (Kea)
Lineage: Eukaryota; Metazoa; Chordata; Aves; Psittaciformes; Psittacidae
Gene: ZNF687
Product: zinc finger protein 687
Source: RefSeq, a predicted model, not a curated record